Messenger RNA from Nelumbo nucifera (sacred lotus), 1439 nucleotides. Its product is annotated as GDSL esterase/lipase EXL3-like. Gene Ontology annotation, biological process: lipid metabolic process. The record is from RefSeq and is a predicted model, not a curated record. Gene Ontology annotation, molecular function: lipase activity. NCBI's taxonomy places the organism in Eukaryota, Viridiplantae, Streptophyta, Magnoliopsida, Proteales, Nelumbonaceae.
AAAAUGUCAGUUCUCUUCUACCUCAUUUUACGCUCAGAAGAACCCAGCCGAGCAGCAAGCAAAAAUGCAGCUUUCUGCCAUUGAAUUGGGUUCUGUCACUUCUACUACUUGUCUAGCCCUUCUUUUCUCUGUGUUUACUUCUCUUCAAUGGCAGAUCAUCCAAGGCGACGUCGUCUCACCUAAUGUAACGUUCCCGGCGGUGUUCGUGUUCGGAGAUUCGAUUGUAGAUACAGGGAACAAUAACUACCUCGUCUCUGUGGCCAAGUCUAACUUCCCUCCAUAUGGGAGAGACUUCCCAGAAAGGAAAGCUACAGGAAGGUUUUGCAACGGGAGGGUACCAUCAGAUUUCUUAGCUGAGAACCUAGGAGUUAAGAAUCUGUUGCCUCCUUAUCUUGACCCAAAUUUACAAAUAGAAGACCUCCUUACUGGUGUAAACUUUGCGUCAGCUGGAGGAGCAUUUGAUAUUGUGACUCCUGCAGUAUUGUCGGCCAUACCACUGUCGGAUCAACUGAAAAUGUUCAAAGAGUACAUAGAGAAAGUGGAGGCAGCUGUGGGAGAGGAGAAGACGGCAGCUCUCAUAUCCGAGAGCAUGUACAUGCUUUGUGCAGGCAGUAACGACCUUGCAGGUUAUUUCAUUACAACGGCCAGACAGUUCACUUACGAUAUCACUGAAUACACAACUCUCAUGGUACAAUUAGCUUCAACUUUCAUUCAGGAACUGCACGCUCUUGGGGUAAGAAAUAUUGGGAUAGUGAACACUCCACCGGUAGGGUGUGUGCCUUUCCAGAGAACCAUUGGCGGGGGAGUAGACAGAGGGUGUUCAGAGAAAUUGAACGUAGGAGCAAAGCUCUUCAACGCCAAGCUAUCUUCCGAGCUUGAGUCACUUCAGAAUAAACUCCCAACCGCCACGCUUGUUCUUCUUGAAGUUUAUCAUCCCUUACUGGAUAUUAUCCAAAGGCCUCAUGUCUACGGAUUUGAGGAGGUUAUGAGAGGAUGCUGUGGUACGGGGAACGUAGAACUAUCGAUACUAUGCAAUGACUUAACUCCUUUUACAUGUUCAGACGUCUCCAAUUACGUGUUUUGGGAUAGUUAUCAUCCCACAGAGAAAGCCUACAAAAUCCUAAUGGAUGCAGUUACACAGGAUAUCAUAAAAAAGUUCUCUUAAGGUAAUUAAGUUAAAUUCCUCUGUUAUCUAUGAUUUUUCUCCCCUUAUAAAACCAUUUCAAGGUGUCGCAAUUUCACUCCACAGUUUGUAUCAGCUCUCUGUAUAGCCAUAGGUAGUAAUAGUUAUCACACCAUCUUUCUAUUAUCGUGUAUAUAGGUAGAUUUUUGGUCAAUUAGAUGUUUUCUAUCGCAUAAGUUGGGGGCCUAUCUUUAUAAAAAAAAAGAGAUUCAGCCCAGGCCCCAUCUGUUUAAGUAUUGGGCCUUAAAUUUUGUCA